AUGGAAAACCAAGAAAACGGCACCAAAAAAACCAGAGUAGAUUUGAGCAGCCUCCCGACCAGACAAUACCUGGACCAAACAGUGGUACCAAUACUGAUGAGCGCCCUCUCGUACUUGGCCAAAGAAAGACCAGCAGCACCGAUCACCGCCUUAGCCGAAUACUUGGUGAAGAACAAAGACAGCUACGAAGCUGGCAAAGGCGAAAAUACCCCGUCCGAGUCCAACGUCUAA
Molecule: messenger RNA, 231 nt
Organism: Ceutorhynchus assimilis (cabbage seed weevil)
Lineage: Eukaryota; Metazoa; Arthropoda; Insecta; Coleoptera; Curculionidae
Source: the annotation of a GenBank genome assembly